Mycetomoellerius zeteki is the source of this 990-nucleotide messenger RNA. Its product is annotated as nucleophosmin-like. The record is from RefSeq and is a predicted model, not a curated record. NCBI's taxonomy places the organism in Eukaryota, Metazoa, Arthropoda, Insecta, Hymenoptera, Formicidae.
AUGAUAGAAGAGAGCCUGCGAUAUACCUCGUUCGUCAAGUUUACGCUCGAAAGUCUACAAAUACAUCAACUCAUGGAGAGAAGCUAAAUAAUUUCUGUUUUGCAAAAAGCACGGGCACGACCGGACAAAUUUGUCCGAUGUUUUACCGGCGCGAAAGUUUCGCGGAACGGGAACGUGACAAUUCGUCAACGUGAUUUAUAAAUUCGUCCUGACGAACACGCUGCAGCGACCAGGAAACUCCGCCCGAAAUGAUUAUAAUGCGCGUUCGCUAAGCAUGCAGAUAAAAAACUUCGCCGCAGCACGUAGAAGUGGACGUAGAAAUCCAACAUCUCGAUGUAUAAGACAUUAAAAUUCUUGUGGGAGAAAAAAAGUCGAAAUGGUAUGGCUCCUAGACUUCUUCGAUGCGACGCACAGCCGCGCUCAAGGCUAUGUCGCAACGACGUGGUAGCGUCAUCGAUAUCGUCGUCCAGCUCAGCGGAGGAAGAUACGAGCCAGAGAGCGGUAACAACAGCAGCAAACGCGGUGGCAGCAGCAGCGGUAAACGCGACGUGGACGAUGUAGACGACGACGACGACGACGACGACGACGACGAGGACCGGCUCUGCUGCUGUUACUGUUAUUUUUAACCCGACGCCGACGCGCCGAGUCCGUAGUCUAAAACCGCGUCUACCCUCUCGCGUCCUCCUCGUCUUCUCCAUCAUGAUUUUCCUUCUCUCUUUUUCUCUCUCUCUCUCUCUCUCUCUUCGGUUCCUUCCUCUCUUCUCUUUCUUCUUCUUCUUCUUCUUCUUCUUCUUAGCUGAGACGAUGGGAAGGUUCACCAGGCACGCAUAUUUCGGAGCCUAUUUUCAAAGUGACUUUCUAUUUUCAAAGUCAUAGGACGCCAGUCGGACGUUCGGGGCAUCUUGAAGAUGAGAAUCGAGCUUAGAAAGCGCAACAGACUCGAAGUUCGUUUUUCCUAAACACGUUAUGCUUCGUAUAUGCUUUCAAGAU